This is a messenger RNA of Drosophila novamexicana, 2616 nucleotides long. RefSeq names its product tubulin polyglutamylase TTLL13P (gene TTLL6B). Gene Ontology annotation, biological process: microtubule cytoskeleton organization; protein polyglutamylation. The transcript is spliced from 6 exons. Lineage: Eukaryota; Metazoa; Arthropoda; Insecta; Diptera; Drosophilidae. Gene Ontology annotation, cellular component: cilium. Gene Ontology annotation, molecular function: tubulin-glutamic acid ligase activity; tubulin binding. The record is from RefSeq and is a predicted model, not a curated record. Bases 102 to 2252 code for a protein of 716 amino acids.
CUUGCGUCAGAAUAAGAAAAACAGAUGUACAUAUUUUGUUAAUAAUUUUCGUUUUAAGUAGAACACAGGAUAGCUCAAUUUGUUUUUCCGACUGAUAAACAAUGAAUUUAAAAAAUUCCAAGUUUUACAAAAGAAUUCAGGAGCUGCGAAACUUCUCAAAAGAGAAACUACGUAAAGAUCGAGAGCAACGGGGCUUACGCACUCCAGUCAUACGUGGCGUGGAAAUGGCCCUAUCCGAGUCCAAAUGCAGCAAUCGAGUUGUCGAACUGGAAUGGUCCCAGCUGGCAUCACCAGCCAAAGAGUUGUCUUCACCGCGCCGCCGAAAAUUGGCCAGUAAGAACAAGCCAGGCAAGAAGAGGACACUCAUGGCGGGAGAUGGACGCUCAAAAGGCGGACAUGGCUUCCGGCCCGUCAAGACCGUGGGCUCGGAUAUCGAGGCACCGGUUACAGAAGGUUUCAUAGAACUAAAUAAUUUGCGCUAUCGCGUGGCCUGUUCGGGACGUCCAGGGAGCUCUCCGCGACACGACGAAAGACCAAAAAUUAGCGAUUCCAAGAGCGCAAUUUGCGUGUCCAAUUCGCGCUACGCUAUGAUUGGCCGUAUAUCCAAGUCGUUGGGUUUUAAGCUGGUCAAAGAGUGUAAAAUGUGGAACAUACUGUGGUCCGACUCGUUUCCCGGUGUGGAGCUCUUUAAGAAUAUGAAACGCUUUCAGCAGAUAAAUCAUUUUCCCGGCAUGAUCGAAAUUUGCCGCAAGGACCUGCUCUCACGUAAUUUAAAUCGUAUGCUCAAAUUGUAUCCCCACGAUUACAAAAUCUUUCCCAAAACCUGGAUGCUACCAGCUGAUUAUGGCGAUGCUAUGCACUAUGCUCAGAACCAUAAGCGCACAUUCAUCUUAAAGCCGGACUCGGGCGCUCAGGGGCGUGGCAUUUGGCUGACAAACGAUCUGAAGACUAUUGGACCCAACGAACGUCUCAUCUGUCAGACUUAUAUCCAUAGACCGCUUCUCAUAGACGGCUAUAAAUUUGAUUUACGGGUUUAUACAUUGAUAACCUCCGUGGAUCCGCUGCGGCUGUAUGUUUAUAAUGAGGGCCUUGCCCGUUUCGCCACAAACAAGUAUGUGGAGCCCACUCCGGGCAAUGCCCACGAUCUUUACAUGCAUCUCACCAACUAUUCGGUGAACAAACGUAAUUCCCAGUACGAUCUGUGCGACAACGAUGACUGCGGCAGCAAACGGAAGCUGAGCGCCAUCAACAAUUGGAUGACCAGGCAUAACUAUGAUGUUAGUGAGUUCUGGUCCAAUGUGGAUGAUGUCAUCAUUAAAACCGUGCUGAGCGCGUGGCCAGUGCUGAAGCAUAAUUAUAAUGCCUGCUUUCCGGGUCAUGAUACGAUACAGGCCUGCUUUGAGAUACUGGGCUUUGACAUACUGGUGGACUGGAAGCUAAAGCCUUAUAUAUUGGAAGUGAAUCAUUCGCCCAGCUUUCAUACCAACGAGCAGGUGGAUCGUGAGGUCAAGCGGCCGCUCAUCAGGGAUACCCUGACUCUGGUCAGCACCGUCUUGGCGGAUAAGAAGCAAAUCCUGCGCGAGGAUCGGAAACGUGUCAAGCAGCGUCUGCUCAAAUCCAAGGGUGACACUGUACAACGCUCACGUGUCGUAGCUGGCGUCUCAAAGUUAACGCCCAAAAAGGAAGGCAGUCCGACAAACAAGGAGCAAUCACCGGAGCCGGAGAUCGGUUCGCUGGCGCAGCAAAUCGCCUGGGAGGAAAGCCAUAUGGGCAAUUUUAGACGCAUUAUGCCGCCACCAGAUGCCAGCCGCAUCAACUACUAUUGCAAGUUCUUCGGGCAGACCAAUCAGGUGUCCAUUUUUCAGGAGACGGCUGCCAGCAAGAAACGCGAGGAUCUGGCGCGAAAGAUGCGCCUACAGAUCGAGGAAAAGAAGGCCAAACAGGAGCAAAUGCUGCUCUCUCGCAGCAAGCGCAAACGUUUGAUCCAGCCACGUUUGGCGCGCGAGAAGCAUCGUCUGAACCUCUUUCGACUCAAGGAGAACUGGGCGCCCGGUUUCGUAUCGGAGGCGGAGGAGCGCUUGCGUAAUACCUGGCAGCAGAUGCGUACAGAGGCCAUUAGGAAUCUAAAAAUCACAGAGAACAUCUAUGCACUUCUGUUCGAGCAUGGCCAUUUGAGCAACACAGAUAUCACGGCCUUCCCAAACUUGUAUCACUAUCUGCAAUGUGGCUAUGAUAUAAAGGGCGCCACAUGAGCUCGUGGGCCGAGGAGAGGGUUGGCUGAAUUGUUAGGAUGUAAGCGAUCACAGGUGAUAGGUGAUAUAUCGAAUGGAAAACAAGAGAAAAUAAAAAUAUAGAGAAGAUGGAAAUGUGAUCGAUCCCAAUUUCGUAAUUGCGGAAGGUGGCACUGGUCUGAAACAUUAAACAGUUGUCCAACAAAAUAUUUAUGUAUGUAUGUAUAUAUAUAUAUAUGUAUUUGUAUAUGUAUAUGUAUGUAUACGUACGUAAAGUAUUUGGUUAUGAAUUUGUUAUAUUUUAUAAAUUUUAAUUAACUGCAUCGAGACAAGAGCCAAACAACGAGAAAUAUAUGUAUGCAGUAAUUAGUAUGAAUCUUGAAAA